Messenger RNA from Coregonus clupeaformis (lake whitefish), 2884 nucleotides. It is a transcript of the gene smarcd2, whose product is annotated as SWI/SNF related, matrix associated, actin dependent regulator of chromatin, subfamily d, member 2. Gene Ontology annotation, biological process: regulation of transcription by RNA polymerase II. The transcript is spliced from 13 exons. The record is from RefSeq and is a predicted model, not a curated record. Bases 402 to 1886 code for a protein of 494 amino acids. Lineage: Eukaryota; Metazoa; Chordata; Actinopteri; Salmoniformes; Salmonidae. Gene Ontology annotation, cellular component: SWI/SNF complex; nucleus.
AGCUAGCUACCUAGUAGGAGGAGGCACUGGCAGUUGACACGGCGCCACACUUCUAUCUUCAGACAUUGGACAGACUCUUCAACAUGCUCUUGUGACCAUUAAUAUAAAUUGGCCUGACAAAUUCAACUAUUUGGGGAGGGGAUGACAAACAUAUCACUUUGUCUGUAGGAAGGAGUAAACGACCGUUUGUCACUCGCAAAUAAACACCCCGGAACUGAUUAGCUAGCUAACGUUAGUAACGUUAAGCUCAGCUGGCUAUCUUUUUGUUGGCGUUAGUUGCUAGCUAAACAACUGUCAACACGCGUGGAGAAUAAACGUUUGGCCUGUGUGCUAUCAGCAAGACGGUUUGUUCCCUACACCGAAAACUUCACGGCGACCUACCACCACUUGUAGCUCCGAAAAUGACUUCAAGAGGGGGUUUUCCAGGUACUCCGAUGAACCCCAGUGUUAACCCCAUGAACGCUGGACAUGCAGGCGGUGGAAUGAGGAUACCAGGAAUCCAACAGAAUUCGGGUUUCCGAGCCAUGAAUGCCACUCCUCAGUACCAUCAGCACCCUGGUAUGCCACCCAACAGGGGGAUCCCGAUGGGGCCAAUGGGGGGCCCUGGACCCUCUUAUGGGGGCGGGAACAUGCCCUUACGCACAGGAAUGGGGCCGUCAGCCAUGGACGCCUCCCGAAAGCGAUUCCUUCAACAACAACAGCAGGGGGGGCUGGGAGGCCCAAGGCGUGGCAAAAGGCGCAGGAUGGCCGACAAGGUGCUUCCACAGCGGAUCCGAGACCUGGUUCCAGAGUCUGAGGCCUACAUGGACCUGCUGGCCUUUGAGAGGAAGCUGGACCAGACCAUCGCACGCAAACGCAUGGAGAUCCAGGAGGCCAUCAAAAAGCCCAUUACGCAAAAGCGCAAGUUGAGGAUCUACAUAUCCAACACCUACACACCCGGCAAGCCAGAAGGUGAAGAGGCAGAAAAAGUGUCAUCCUGGGAACUAAGGGUGGAGGGAAAACUCCUUGAGGAUCCUGGGAAACAGAAGAGGAAGUUUUCGUCUUUCUUUAAGAGUCUGGUCAUUGAACUCGAUAAGGAACUGUAUGGGCCUGAUAACCACUUGGUGGAGUGGCACAGGAUGCCCACCACCCAAGAGACAGACGGCUUCCAGGUGAAGAGACCAGGGGACGUGAGCGUAAAAUGCACCCUGCUCCUAAUGCUGGACCACCAGCCCCCACAGUACAAGCUGGACCCGAGACUGGCCCGGCUGCUAGGUGUACACACCCAGACACGGGCCAGCAUCAUGCAGGCGCUGUGGCUUUACAUCAAGAACAACAAGCUGCAGGACAGCCACGAGAAGGAGUACAUCAACUGCAACCGCUACUUCAGACAGAUUUUAGGCUGCACACGUAUGCGUUUCUCUGAGAUUCCCAUGAAGCUGGCGGGACUUCUGCAGCAUCCUGACCCCAUCAUCAUCAAUCACAUGAUCAGCGUUGACCCGAAUGACCAGAAGAAGACGGCGUGCUACGACAUUGACGUGGAGGUGGAUGAUCCUCUGAAGGCCCAGAUGAAUGGUUUCCUGUCCUCAACUACCAAUCAGCAGGAGAUCGCUACCCUGGAGAUGAAGAUCCACGAGACCAUAGAGUCUAUCAACCAGCUUAAGACCCAGAGAGACUUCAUGUUGAGCUUCAGCAACAACCCACAGGACUUCAUCCAGGACUGGCUCAAGUCCCAGAGUCGAGACCUCAAGUUGAUGACGGACGUGGCAGGCAACCCAGAAGAGGAGAGGAGGACAGAGUUUUACCAGGCCCCCUGGGUACCAGAAGCUGUGGGCCGAUACGUCUACUCUAAGGUGCAGCAGAGAAGACAGGAGUUGGAGCAGGUGCUGGGAAUCCGACUCACCUGAGUCCUUAUGGAGCGUAGCUCCCCAAUCCAUUAAAAUAAAACAAGGCACAUUUUAAGAUGGUCUUAAACCUCCAGUUUUACAUGAAUCAUAUCCAAAACACAACCACAGAACUGGAAUCAGCUUGCAUCAAUCCGCAUUGCCUUUUUCAACCACUUUGUAAUAGCAUAUGUUAUUAUAUAUAUUAUUCCAUAACUAUUGUAGCUAAUGUGGUCUUUCAAUCACAAAGCCUUAUGUCCUUAUAGGAAUUGUUUGGUGCCAUGGUUUCAGCAGGGUAAAGGCUUUUGAGUACUUUGCUGGUAUCUGUUAAUAGCAUUUCUUUUAAAGUAAUUACUUUAGGACCAAAGUGAUGAUUUACAUAGUCUAUCUUAUAGUCUUGUCUUUCUCCACAUUAUGAGGGAUACUGACUGCCAGCUGAUUCAAAUAUUUGCCUUAUAAUAUUGCAAGAUGUACAAAUGAGUUGUAGCUUUCUUCCCACAUACAUUUGCUUAUGAUGUCUUAAGCAUUGGUACUGUCAAGUUGUUUUGACUCAAGUUGUUGUGUGCCAUUUUGAAAUGAUUUUUUUACCCUAGUUCUUCAAAGCCAAAGAGAUUAUUUAGCAGACACUCGUAUCCAGAGCGACUUACAGUUAGUGAGUGCAUACAUUUUCAUACUGGCCCCCCCUGGGAAACGAACCCACAACCCUGGCGUUGCAAGCGCCAUGCUCUACCAACUGAGCUACAGGGGACUAGUAUUAGUUAGGGGAAAGUACCUAAAGCCUAGUAACCUUAUCACAAACAACACUUGGGAAGCUUGUUAUGAAUACAGAUAAUAUCAUAGAAUCCACGUUUGGACAGGACAGUCAGGAAAUCGUAGUGCUGGUAAAUGAUGGUUUGGGGCUUUUCUAUUUGCUAGGAAAGGUGCCCACUUUGUCUAGCUGUUGCAGUCAAUUUGGAUUUGUGUUUCUCUGUUUACUUGCUGUUUUGAUUGGUUGUUAGGGUAUUUCACUGUCUGAAUUCCAA